Salvia splendens (bonfire salvia) is the source of this 1482-nucleotide messenger RNA. RefSeq names its product transcription factor bHLH30. The record is from RefSeq and is a predicted model, not a curated record. The transcript is spliced from 2 exons. Gene Ontology annotation, molecular function: protein dimerization activity; DNA-binding transcription factor activity. Lineage: Eukaryota; Viridiplantae; Streptophyta; Magnoliopsida; Lamiales; Lamiaceae. Gene Ontology annotation, biological process: regulation of DNA-templated transcription. Bases 539 to 1306 code for a protein of 255 amino acids.
UCUUAUCCCCCUUGCCUUGGUUUCUUGAAUUUGAGUUUGCAAAAGAUUUCAGAAAUGCAGGAAUUCGACACCGUCAAAAAGAAAAAGAAGCUAAUUUGCCUCUAGUUCUGCGUCUUCAUCCCAUUCUUCAAGCCCACUUCGAUUUUGUCACCCCUCCUUCAUCAAAUUAAAGCAAUGUCCACGCCAUUGCUGAUAAUCACAAUCCCCUCAGUUGCAACCCUCAAAAUUCAGUCUAAAAUGCUUGCUUUCUGGUUUUCCCUCGCCACUCGCCCCCCUGGCCUUGACCCAUAAAUCCUAUUUUCAACUUAUUUUUCAGAAUUUCUUGAAGCUUUAUAUUCUUAGUGACUCAAGAUUAUUACUUUUUGUGCCUUUUUUAUAGUUUAUGGGCUGCUUUUGCUUUGACUCAUGAAGCAUGUGUUAUUUGUGGCAUGCUCUGUGCUGAUUUCUUGGAACGAAUAUUAUUUGUCUUGAUAUUGAGAUUUUUACAUUUCCAUUUAACUACACAGUUAAAUUGUAGUGGGAUUAAGAGUCUUGUAGUAUGAUGCAGUGUGAGAAUGAGUAUGGUUUCAGCAAUGAGUCUGAUGUGUAUCAAUUGCUGCAUAACUCAACUAUGAAUGUUGAAAAACGGGGGUGUUUGUCUACACCUGUUAAGCAUUCUUUGGUGUUGGACGGUGAGAAGGGGGAGUUAGUCAAGGCUUGUGGGAGAGUGGGGAAAAGAAAUGGGGUUUCGGCGACAAAGACAGUUGAGGCUUUAAGGAGUCAUAGCGAGGCAGAGAGACGGAGAAGGGAAAGAAUCAAUGCACAUUUGGAGAGCCUUCGUGGGCUUGUACCGAACAAUGAAAAGCAGAUGGACAAGGCGACUCUGCUAGCCGAAGUCGUGAGCCAAAUAAAGCAACUGAGGGAAACCGCGUCACAAGCCAGCGAAGGCCUGCACAUCCCAAUGGACACGGAUGAAGUGAAAGUUGGAAGAGUUGAGAACCAUAGUGGCGAUGGCUCGUUCUUGCUUAUUGCCUCCCUCUGCUGCGAACACUGGCCUGAUCUGCUGUCUGAUGUGAGGCAGGUGAUGAAAAGCCUGCCGGUUCAAGUGGUAAAAUCUGAGGUAUCCACAUUGGGAAGCAGGGUGAAGAUUGCGUUCUUGAUCACGUCAGUUGAAGGGGACGACGGUGUGGUCGGUUUGGUUCGUGCAGCUUUGAGCGAUAUUGUUGAGAAGUUUUGUGCAUUGGCGGAGUCUGCUGAGCAACUGUUUAUCCCCCGUAAGAGGCAGCGUGUUUCUUGCAUCGAUUCUUCGUCGAACUUGUUCGAGUGAGAGUUGUUUGGUGCUGUAGAUGAUGGUGGUGGAUUGGUGGUGAAUGCGUUUUUCAUGAUCUGUAUAUUGUAAUGGUCGAAAAUGGGUUGACUUUUUGUAUCAACUCCAUUCAUUAAGUACAUUUUGCAUCUGAAUAUUGACCAUUUCUUGUGGGGAAUCAAUAAUGCAUUUGAAUA